Mesoplodon densirostris (Blainville's beaked whale) is the source of this 2506-nucleotide messenger RNA. RefSeq names its product cullin-4A-like. The transcript has a single exon. Gene Ontology annotation, biological process: protein ubiquitination; ubiquitin-dependent protein catabolic process; DNA damage response. Gene Ontology annotation, molecular function: ubiquitin protein ligase binding. Lineage: Eukaryota; Metazoa; Chordata; Mammalia; Artiodactyla; Ziphiidae. The record is from RefSeq and is a predicted model, not a curated record. Bases 45 to 1721 code for a protein of 558 amino acids. Gene Ontology annotation, cellular component: Cul4A-RING E3 ubiquitin ligase complex.
GCGGAGGCCGGGCGGGCGGCGGGCGGGGCGCUGCGGCCGCGGCCAUGGCCGACGAGACCCCUCGGAAGGGCAGCUUCUCGGCGCUUGUCGGACACACCAACGGCCUCACCAAGCCCGCGUCUCUCGCCGCGGCCGCCGGCGGCUCCAAGAAACUCGUAAUCAAGAAUUUCCGAGACAGACCUAAAUUGCCUGAUAACUACACUCAGGACACCUGGCAGAAACUUCAUGAAGCAGUGAAAGCCAUACAGAGUAGUACCUCCAUCAGAUAUAACCUGGAAGAGCUCUACCAGGCUGUUGAAAACCUUUGUUCUCACAAAGUCUCCCCAGUGCUGUACCAGCAGCUGCGCCAGGUCUGUGAAGGCCACGUCCAAGCACAAAUCCUUCAGUUUAGAGAAGACUCGCUAGGUAGUGUUUUAUUUUUAAAGAAGAUUAACACAUGCUGGCAGGAUCACUGCAGACAAAUGAUCAUGAUCAGAAGUAUCUUCCUGUUUCUGGAUCGUACUUACGUGCUUCAGAAUUCCGUGCUUCCUUCCAUCUGGGAUAUGGGAUUAGAACUAUUUAGAAACCAUAUUAUUAGCGAUAAAAUGGUUCAGACAAAGACCAUCGAUGGCAUCCUGCUUCUGAUCAAGCGGGAGCGGAGCGGGGAGGCCGUGGACCGGAGCCUGCUGCGGGGCCUGCUGGGCAUGCUGUCCGACCUCCAGGUGUAUAAAGAUUCAUUUGAACUGAAAUUUUUGGAAGAAACUAAUUGUUUAUAUGCUGCAGAAGGCCAAAGGUUAAUGCAAGAAAGAGAGGUUCCGGAGUACCUGAACCAUGUGAGUAAGCGCCUGGGGGAGGAGGGUGACGGCGUGAUCACGUAUCUAGACCACAGCACACAGAAACCACUGAUUGCCUGUGUGGAGAAGCAGCUGUUAGGAGAACAUUUAACAGCGAUUCUGCAGAAAGGGCUGGACCACCUGUUGGAUGAGAACAGAGUGCCCGACCUCACUCAGAUGUACCAGCUGUUCAGCCGCAUGCGGGGCGGCCAGCAGGCACUGCUGCAGCACUGGAGCGAGUACAUCAAGACUUUUGGGGCAACGAUCGUUAUCAAUCCUGAAAAAGAUAAAGAUAUGGUGCAGGACCUGCUGGAUUUCAAGGACCGAGUGGACCACGUGAUAGAAGUGUGCUUCCAGAGGAACGAGAAGUUCAUCAACCUGAUGAAGGAGUCCUUCGAAUCGUUCAUCAACAAGAGGCCAAACAAACCUGCAGAGCUGAUUGCAAAGCACGUUGAUUCAAAAUUGAGAGCAGGUAAUAAGGAAGCAACGGAUGAGGAGCUGGAGAGGAUCCUGGACAAGAUCAUGAUCCUAUUCCGGUUCAUUCACGGUAAAGAUGUCUUUGAAGCAUUUUAUAAGAAAGAUUUGGCAAAAAGACUCCUUGUUGGAAAAAGUGCUUCCGUUGAUGCUGAAAAGUCUAUGCUGUCGAAGCUGAAGCACGAGUGUGGGGCUGCGUUCACCAGCAAGUUGGAAGGCAUGUUCAAGGACAUGGAGCUCUCUAAGGACAUCAUGGUUCAUUUCAAGCAGUAUUUGCAGAAUCAAAGUGACCCGGGCUCUAUAGACCUGACAGUGAACAUACUUACGAUGGGAUACUGGCCGACGUACACCCCCAUGGAAGUACAUCUAACUCCAGAGAUGAUUAAACUUCAGGAAGUAUUCAAGACGUUUUAUCUUGGAAAGCACAGUGGUUGAAAGCUUCAGUGGCAAACUACACUGGGUCACGCCGUGUUGAAAGCAGAGUUUAAAGAGGGAAAGAAGGAGUUCCAGGUGUUGAUGUUCCAGACGCUGGUGCUUCUCAUGUUCAAUGAAGGGGACGGAUUCAGCUUUGAGGACAUAAAGAUGGCCACUGGGAUAGAGGACAGCGAGCUGCGGAGGACGUUGCAGUCCCUGGCCUGCGGGAAAGCGCGCGUCCUGAUCAAAAGUCCCAAAGGAAGGGAGGUCGAAGACGGAGACAGAUUCAUCUUCAACGGAGAAUUCAAGCACAAGUUGUUCCGGAUCAAGAUCAAUCAAAUUCAGAUGAAGGAAACCGUUGAAGAGCAGGUCAGCACCACAGAGCGCGUGUUCCAGGACCGGCAGUACCAGAUCGACGCCGCCAUCGUCAGGAUAAUGAAGAUGAGAAAGACGCUGGGCCACAACCUGCUCGUUUCCGAAUUGUAUAAUCAGCUGAAGUUUCCCGUCAAGCCUGGAGAUUUGAAAAAGAGAAUCGAAUCUCUCAUAGACAGAGACUACAUGGAGAGAGACCAGGACAGCCCCAACCAGUACCGCUACGUGGCCUGAGGCUCGCAGCGGCUCCUCCCAUGAGACACUAGAAUGUAUCUUUAGGGCAGAAACAUUUCUGUGCUGUUUCCAGGACUUUCUGGUACUUAGCAGCAUGGCUGCUUUGGGACUAGCAGGAAAGAGGGGAUCCUUGGAUCCUCCUUCACAGGCUCAAGGAUUUGCAAAUGGCUUGUGUACCUUCCCUCCAGUUCUUUCUCCUG